Messenger RNA from Sungouiella intermedia, 465 nucleotides. NCBI's taxonomy places the organism in Eukaryota, Fungi, Ascomycota, Pichiomycetes, Serinales, Metschnikowiaceae. The record is from the annotation of a GenBank genome assembly.
AUGGGUGCCUGUCUAUCGUGCUUGGGCCAUGAUGAAACCGAUGCCAAUGAGCGUACAUCAUUGCUCGGCGGCGCCAAAAUAUACUCCGACGAAGACCUACACGAAGAGGCAUGGAAACAGCAACAACGUCAGAACGAGCUCAACACCAUCGUCAACGACCUCAACGACCACCUCAUUGACGUGUCGGCAUUCCUCAGCAACACAAGCAGCGGAGUUGUUAACACUCUUUCACAUCCGGGCUCGCUGUACCUGCUUCCUAGAUUGCACGAUGGAGACGAUGCCGAUACAGUGGCCCAAUCACCUAGCGUGGGUCCAGCAGGCCUGGAUGUGGCAGACAGACAAUACCCGCAUUUACUGAGCGUGGACGAGAAAUUGGAGAUAUUGAAGGCAGUCAAGAGUCUCGAUGCUGAAGACCAGAAAUAUGACGUUGUUCAACCCUCAGGCCCAUUGUAUGUGGUUUUUUGA